Trichophyton rubrum CBS 118892 is the source of this 1188-nucleotide messenger RNA. RefSeq lists its product as uncharacterized. Gene Ontology annotation, biological process: vesicle-mediated transport; intracellular protein transport; vesicle fusion. Gene Ontology annotation, cellular component: SNARE complex; membrane; endomembrane system. Bases 1 to 1188 code for a protein of 395 amino acids. Lineage: Eukaryota; Fungi; Ascomycota; Eurotiomycetes; Onygenales; Arthrodermataceae. The transcript has 4 exons. The record is from RefSeq and is a predicted model, not a curated record. Gene Ontology annotation, molecular function: SNAP receptor activity; SNARE binding.
AUGUGGCGGGAUCGAACAAACCUCUAUAUCUCCUACCGGCAGUCCUUCGCACAUCACCCUUCCAAGAAACCACGGCAGAUCGGAGGCGCCUGGAGUGAUCAUGCAGAUAGUACGGGAAAUUCUGAGGAACGCCGUGGGCUCAUGUCCGGCAGCGGAUUUGAAGAUGAUGGAGACGCCGUUAUAGAGAUGGACUUGCUCCCGCCUCGGUGGAUGGAUGUGCAGGACGAAGUAACCGAUUACCUGCGAGAUAUUGCCCAGAAGUCUGCAAAACUGGAUAAGCUGCAUCAAAAACAUGUCUUACCUGGGUUCGGAGACGAGGAAGUCCGGAGAGAAGAAGAAGAUAUGAUUGAAAGAUUGACUCGAGAUAUCACGAGAGGGUUUCACGACUGCCAGAGAUCGAUACAGAGGAUUGAGAUAAUGGCGCGAGAGGCACGAGAACAGGGCUCUGUCAACAAAGGUGAGGAUACCAUGGCCAGGAAUCUACAGAUUUCCCUUGCAGCACGGGUUCAGGAAGCUAGUGCAGGGUUCAGAAAGAAACAAAGCACAUAUUUAAAAAAGCUGCGAGGCAUAGAUGGAAUGGUCUCACCCCUCGAACGAUCUAGCUCUCCGGUACAAAACCAAUACACGGAUCCAUCCCUAAUAGAAUCCGACGCGGACAAGUCGUAUUCCCAAUCAGCUCUCCAGCAAACGGCACAACAGCAAUUGCAACUUGGCAGUAAUGAUGCCGCAAUUGCCCAGCGGGAACGUGAAAUCAAUGAUAUUGCAAACGGCAUCAUUGAACUCUCCGACAUUUUCCGCGAGUUGCAGACUAUGAUCAUCGACCAGGGUACGAUGCUUGACCGCAUUGACUUCAACGUCGAACGGAUGGCCCUCGACGUUAAAGGAGCCGAUAAGGAAUUAAAAGUUGCCACAAAUUACCAGAGACGAACCACGAAACGAAAAAUAAUACUUCUACUAGUCCUUCUGGUGGUAGCAAUGUUCAUUAUAUUGCUAGUCAAACCGAAGAAACGUGCCGCUGAGUCGGUUUCUCAACCACCGCCACCCCCUCAAGCAUUACAAAAUCCCCCACAUCAAAGAUCUCUCUUGCAUGAUGAUACGCCAUACACAAUAGGCCCGAGACGAAAUUCUGCUCACCAUAGACUACUGGUCGACUUGUGGAAUAGGGCGGACAAUCUGUUACCCUCGUAA